Molecule: messenger RNA, 10633 nt
Organism: Monodelphis domestica (gray short-tailed opossum)
Lineage: Eukaryota; Metazoa; Chordata; Mammalia; Didelphimorphia; Didelphidae
Source: RefSeq, a predicted model, not a curated record
UAGGGUAUUCCUGGUAUGGAAGACCCUUCCACCAAUGCAUAGCAAUAGCCCUUCUGCUAUAUAGAAUCUGUAGUCUUUGAGGCUGCAGCUGGGGGACUUUGUGGAUAGAACAUUGAACCUGGAGUCAGGAAGUCUUGAAUUCAAAACCAACCUCAGACUCUACCACAUGACUUUGGGCAAGUCACAUAACCUCAGCUUGCCUUAGACCACUGGAGAAGGAAAUGGCAAACCACUCCAGUAUCUUUGCCAAGAAAACUCCGCGGGGUCAAGAAGAGUUGGACGGGACUAAACAACAAAAGCCUGGGAGGCUGAUUCAGUGCCUGUUCAGGGGCACGUGGCUGGUAGGUGUGAAGAGGCAGAACUAAAAACCAAAGAAUCUCUUUCUUUGAGAAGCACACUUUUUUUUUUAGAUUUUAUUUUUAUUGUCAUGCAAAACACACUUCCCUAUUGGUCAUUGCUGUAAGAGCAAAGUCAUACAUAACCGAGACCCCAAAACAAAACCAUAAAUACACAAUGUGAAAGACGACCCCAACAGUUCUCUCUGGAGGUGGGUAGUCUUCCCCAUCGUGUCUUUCAGGAUUGUCCCAGAUCAGCACCUUGCUGAGAGGAGCCAAGAUUUCACAGCUAAUCAUCACCCAAUAUUGCUGUUACUGUGCAUGAUAUUCUCCCAGUUCAGUUUAUUCUGCUCUGCAUCAGUUCCUGCAAAUCUUUCCAGCUUUUCCUGAAAUCAUCCUGCUUAUCAUUUCUUAUAGCCCAAUAGUAUUCCAUCACCAACAGGCAUCCCAAUUGGUUCAGCCAUUCCCCAAUGGAUGGGCAUCCCUUUUGCCACCACAAAAAAGAGCUGCCAUGAAUAUUUUUGUACCAGUCGGUCCUUUGCCCCUUUUUAUUCUCUCUUUGGGAUACAGACCUGUAAGUGGUGUUACAGGAGCAAAGGGUAGGUACAGUUUAUUAUUUUUUUACUUUGGGUAUAAUUCCAAAUUGCCCUCCAGAAUGGUUGGAUCAGUUCACAACUCUACCCACAAUGCAUUAGCCGCCCAAUUCUGCCACAUUCCUGAGGAGCACAUAUUCUCAGGGGACGAGGAGAGCACCAGUACCAGGGCAGAGAGGGAUGGAGGCAAAGGAGAGAGGAUGCUCUGCUGUCCCCUGAGAUGGGGCUGGCAAGUCUUCCCUUAGCCCGAGGAGAUGGAUGGAGGCAAAGGAGAGAGGAUGCUCUGCUGUCCCCUGAGAUGGGGCUGGCAAGUCUUCCCUUAGCCCGAGGAGAUGGAUGGAGGCAAAGGAGAGAGGAUGCUCUGCUGUCCCCUGAGAUGGGGCUGGCAAGUCUUCCCUUAGCCCGAGGAGAUGGAUGGAGGCAAAGGAGAGAGGAUGCUCUGCUGUCCCCUGAGAUGGGGCUGGCAAGUCUUCCCUUAGCCCGAGGAGAUGGAUGGAGGCAAAGGAGAGAGGAUGCUCUGCUGUCCCCUGAGAUGGGGCUGGCAAGUCUUCCCUUAGCCCGAGGAGAUGGAUGGAGGCAAAGGAGAGAGGAUGCUCUGCUGUCCCCUGAGAUGGGGCUGGCAAGUCUUCCCUUAGCCCGAGGAGAUGGAUGGAGGCAAAGGAGAGAGGAUGCUCUGCUGUCCCCUGAGAUGGGGCUGGCAAGUCUUCCCUUAGCCUGGGGAGAUGGAUGGAGGCAAAGGAGAGAGGAUGCUCUGCUGUCCCCUGAGAUGGGGCUGGCAAGUCUUCCCUUAGCCCGAGGAGAUGGAUGGAGGCAAAGGAGAGAGGAUGCUCUGCUGUCCCCUGAGAUGGGGCUGGCAAGUCUUCCCUUAGCCCGAGGAGAUGGAUGGAGGCAAAGGAGAGAGGAUGCUCUGCUGUCCCCUGAGCUGCACCUGGUAGGGAAGGAGGAUUCUGAGUCUCCAGCUGCCCAUGUUAUCCUCUAGGGAACUUGAAGCAAGAGGGGGCAGCCAGCCUGAGAUUCUUCCAAUGAUUCUUAGCUGAGGUGGGAGCCCUGCCCUGAGACAGGAGGUCCUGGGUUCAAAUGUAGCCUCACACUUCUUAGCUGUAUGGCUCUGAGCAAGUCACUUAUAACCCCCACUGCCUAGCCCUUAUCACUCUUCCGCCUUGGACCAGUACACAGGGCUGACGCUAAGACAAGGUGAGGGUUUUAAAAAGGCUCGCAGUUGGGAGGAAAGUGCACCUGAUGACCGGCCCUGGCCCCUGGAGCUAGGCUGGGUCAUUGGCCAGCAGGGGAGCCCCUUCGGAGACCUGUGAAUCCUCCAUGGAUACCGGCACCGCACCGGGAGAGCGAAAAUCCCGCCCGGACAGUGGAGCUGAGCACCGGCUGGCUUCGGCUGUCUGCUCCAAGGCCUGGCCAGCAGCCCUGAAUGUGCGUGUGGCCGAAGCCACUUCACAUGUGCGGUGAGCGCCUUGGGAGAGUGCACCUGUAUCCCAGCUCAGUGGCAAUGUGAUGGUGACAAUGACUGCGGGGACCACAGCGAUGAGGAUGGCUGUAUGCUUCCUACCUGUUCCCCUCUGGACUUUCACUGCGACAACGGCAAAUGCAUCCGGCGUUCGUGGGUGUGCGAUGGGGACAACGACUGCGAGGAUGACUCGGACGAGCAGGACUGCCCCCCCCGAGAGUGCGAGGAGGACGAGUUCCCCUGCCAGAAUGGCUACUGCAUCCGCAGCCUGUGGCACUGCGACGGAGACAACGAUUGUGGGGACAACAGUGACGAGCAGUGCGACAUGCGUAAAUGCUCCGAGAAGGAAUUCCGCUGUAGUGAUGGCAGCUGCAUUGCAGAACAUUGGUACUGUGACGGCGACACGGACUGUAAAGAUGGCUCCGACGAAGAGAGCUGCCCCUCAGCUGUUCCUGCACCCCCGUGCAGCCUCGAGGAAUUCCAGUGUGCCUAUGGCCGAUGCAUCCUGGACAUCUACCACUGUGAUGGGGAUGAUGACUGUGGGGACUGGUCCGACGAGUCUGACUGCUCCUCCCACCAGCCAUGCCGAUCGGGGGAGUUCAUGUGUGACAGUGGCCUCUGCAUCAAUGCUGGCUGGCGCUGCGAUGGGGAUGCUGACUGUGAUGACCAGUCUGAUGAACGCAAUUGCACCACCUCCAUGUGCACGGCGGAACAAUUCCGCUGUAAGUCUGGCCGUUGUGUAAGGUUGUCUUGGCGUUGUGAUGGGGAGGAUGACUGUUCAGACAACAGUGAUGAGGAGAACUGUGAAAAUACAGGAAGUCCCCAGUGUGCCUCAGAUCAAUUCUUAUGUGGGAAUGGGCGCUGUAUCGGCCAGAGAAAGUUAUGUAAUGGUGUCAAUGACUGUGGAGACAGCAGUGAUGAGAGUCCCCAGCAAAAUUGCCGGCCUCGGACGGGUCAGGAGAACUGCAACGUCAACAAUGGUGGUUGUGCCCAGAAGUGCCAGAUGGUGCGGGGAGCAGUGCAGUGUACCUGUCACACUGGCUACAGACUCAUGGAGGAUGGGCGUUCAUGCCAGGAUGUGAAUGAGUGUGAGGAGGAGGGCUAUUGUAGCCAGGGAUGUACUAACAGUGACGGAGCCUUCCAGUGUUGGUGUGAGGCUGGCUAUGAACUUCGACCUGAUCGGCGAAGCUGCAAGGCUUUAGGGCCAGAGCCUGUGCUGCUCUUCGCCAAUCGGAUUGACAUCCGGCAGGUGCUGCCGCACCGAUCUGAGUAUACACUGUUACUCAACAACCUGGAGAACGCCAUUGCCCUUGACUUCCACCACCGGCGGGAACUUGUCUUCUGGUCAGAUGUCACCCUGGAUCGCAUCCUUCGAGCCAAUCUCAAUGGCAGCAAUGUAGAGGAGGUGGUGUCUACGGGCCUGGAGAGUCCAGGGGGGUUGGCUGUCGACUGGCUCCAUGACAAGUUGUACUGGACAGACUCUGGCACCUCAAGGAUUGAGGUGGCCAACCUGGAUGGUGCCCAUCGGAAGGUGUUGCUGUGGCAGAACCUGGAGAAGCCCCGGGCCAUUGCCUUGCACCCCAUGGAAGGUACCAUUUAUUGGACAGACUGGGGCAAUACUCCUCGAAUUGAGGCUUCCAGCAUGGAUGGUUCAGGUCGGCGCAUCAUUGCUGACACUCACCUUUUUUGGCCCAAUGGGCUCACAAUUGACUAUGCCGGACACCGAAUGUACUGGGUGGAUGCUAAGCACCAUGUCAUUGAACGAGCUGACCUCGAUGGAAGUAAUCGCAAAGCUGUCAUUAGCCAGGGCCUCCCACACCCCUUUGCCAUCACGGUGUUCGAGGACAGCCUAUACUGGACAGAUUGGCACACCAAAAGCAUCAACAGCGCCAACAAAUUUACCGGAAAGAACCAGGAGAUCAUCCGGAAUAAACUGCAUUUCCCCAUGGACAUCCACACCCUGCACCCCCAGCGGCAGCCAGCAGCAGGGAGAAACCGCUGCGGGAACAACAAUGGAGGCUGCACCCACCUGUGCCUGCCCAGCGGCCAGAAUUACACUUGUGCCUGCCCCACCGGCUUCCGAAAGACCAGCAGCCACAGCUGUGCCCAGAGUCUUGACAAGUUCCUGCUUUUUGCCCGAAGGAUGGACAUCCGUCGGAUCAGCUUUGACACGGAGGACCUGUCCGACGAUGUCAUCCCACUGGCUGACGUGCGCAGUGCCGUGGCCCUCGACUGGGACUCCCGUGACGACUACGUUUACUGGACCGAUGUCAGCACCGACACCAUCAGCCGGGCCAAGUGGGAUGGAACAGGGCAAGAGGUGGUAGUAGACACAAGUCUGGAGAGCCCUGCUGGCCUGGCCAUUGAUUGGGUCACCAACAAACUCUACUGGACAGACGCAGGCACAGACCGAAUUGAAGUGGCCAACACAGAUGGCACCAUGAGGACAGUACUAAUCUGGGAAAAUCUGGAUCGUCCUCGGGAUAUUGUGGUAGAACCCAGGGGCGGGUUCAUGUAUUGGACUGACUGGGGUGCAAGCCCCAAGAUUGAGAGAGCUGGCAUGGAUGCCUCAGGCCGCCAAGUCAUCAUCUCCUCCAAUCUGACCUGGCCCAAUGGACUAGCCAUUGACUAUGGGUCCCAACGACUCUAUUGGGCGGAUGCUGGCAUGAAGACCAUAGAGUUUGCCGGUCUGGAUGGGAGCAAGAGAAAGGUGCUGAUAGGAACCCAGCUUCCACACCCUUUUGGGCUAACUCUCUAUGGAGAGCGCAUCUACUGGACUGACUGGCAAACCAAGAGCAUCCAGAGUGCAGACCGGCUGACGGGGCUAGACCGUGAAACACUACAGGAGAACCUGGAGAACCUCAUGGACAUACAUGUUUUCCACCGGCUAAGGCCCCCAGUGCACACGCCCUGUGCCGUGGAGAAUGGGGGCUGCAGUCACCUAUGUCUUCGGUCCCCACAUCCCAAAGGUUACAGCUGCACUUGUCCCACAGGCAUCAACCUUCUGGCUGAUGGCAAGACCUGUUCAUCUGGCAUGAGAAGCUUCUUGAUCUUCGCCAGGAGAAUAGACAUCCGCAUGGUCUCCCUGGACAUCCCAUACUUUGCUGAUGUGGUGGUGCCGGUCAAUAUCACCAUGAAGAACACCAUUGCCAUUGGGGUAGACCCUCAAGAAGGAAAAGUUUACUGGUCAGAUAGCACACUGCGAAAAAUCAGCCGGGCCAACCUGGAUGGCUCCCACCACGAGGACAUAAUCACCACAGGAUUACAGACCACUGAUGGGCUGGCUGUGGAUGCCAUCGGCCGGAAAGUGUAUUGGACAGACACAGGAACCAACCGGAUUGAAGUGGGCAACCUCGAUGGGUCCAUGAGGAAGGUGUUGGUGUGGCAGAACCUGGACAGCCCCCGGGCCAUUGUGUUGUACCAUGAGAUGGGGUCUAUGUACUGGACAGACUGGGGAGAGAACGCCAAGCUGGAGCGGGCUGGGAUGGAUGGCUCGGACCGUGCUGUGCUUAUUAACAACAAUCUGGGCUGGCCCAAUGGGCUGACGGUGGACAAGGCUGGCUCCCAGCUGCUCUGGGCCGAUGCCCACACUGAGCGCAUCGAGGCUGCUGACCUCAAUGGUGCCAAUCGGCGCACCCUGGUGUCGCCAGUUCAACAUCCCUAUGGCCUCACCCUGCUCGACUCCUACAUCUACUGGACCGACUGGCAGACCCGUAGCAUCCACCGUGCUGACAAGGGCACAGGGAGCAAUGUCAUCCUGGUGCGGGCCAACCUGCCUGGCCUCAUGGACAUCCAGGCUGUGGACCGACAACGGCCACUAGGUUCAAACAAAUGUGGCCCGAAGAACGGCGGCUGCUCUCACCUCUGUCUGCCCCGGCCGUCGGGCUUCUCCUGCGCCUGCCCCACCGGCAUCCAGCUGAAGGGGGACGGGAAGACCUGCGACCCCUCCCCAGAGACCUACCUGCUCUUCUCCAGCCGCGGCUCCAUCCGACGCAUCUCUCUGGACACCAGCGACCACACGGACGUCCACGUGCCCGUGCCUGAGCUCAACAACGUCAUUUCCCUGGACUACGACAGUGUGGACGGGAAGGUUUAUUACACGGACGUCUUCCUGGAUGUCAUUAGGCGAGCCGACCUGAAUGGCAGUAACAUGGAGACAGUCAUCGGCCGGGGGCUCAAGACCACCGAUGGCCUGGCCGUCGACUGGGUGGCCAGGAACCUGUACUGGACGGACACAGGCCGCAACACCAUCGAGGCCUCCAGGCUGGACGGCUCCUGCCGGAAGGUUCUGAUCAACAAUAGCCUGGAUGAACCCCGGGCCAUUGCUGCCUUCCCCAGAAAGGGGUACCUCUUCUGGACAGACUGGGGCCACCUGGCCAAGAUCGAGCGGUCAAACCUGGAUGGCUCCGAGCGGAAAUUACUCAUCAACACAGACUUGGGCUGGCCCAAUGGCCUCACCCUGGAUUAUGAUACCCGAAGGAUCUACUGGGUGGAUGCUCACCUGGACCGGAUCGAGAGUGCCGACCUCAAUGGGAAGCUACGGCAGGUCUUGGUCAGCCAUGUGUCCCAUCCAUUUGCUCUUACCCAGCAGGACAGGUGGAUCUACUGGACAGACUGGCAGACCAAAUCAAUCCAACGUGUAGACAAGUACUCGGGCCGGAACAAGGAGACGGUGCUGGCCAAUGUCGAGGGGCUCAUGGACAUCAUCGUGGUCUCCCCACAGCGGCAGACAGGGACCAAUGCCUGCGGCGUGAACAAUGGCGGCUGUACCCAUCUCUGCUUUGCCAGAGCCUUGGACUUUGUCUGUGCCUGCCCAGAUGAACCCGAUGACCGGCCCUGCUCUCUAGUGCCUGGCCUGGUGCCCCCAGCUCCCAAGUCCACCAGUACAAGUGAAAAGAGCCCAGGGCCACUCAACACCCCCUCUACCACGUCCCGCUCCUCCACGGCCAGGACCCACACAUCCCUGGAGGAAUCUGAAGGAAACUGCUCAGAGAAAGAUGGUCGCCAGGGUCUCUGCGCACAUUCCAAUGAGGCUGUGCCUGCUGCCCCAGGGGAAGGGCUCCAUGUCAGCUACAUGAUUGGUGGUCUCCUCAGUAUCCUGCUCAUUCUGGUGCUCAUUGCUGCUCUCGUGCUGUACAGACACAAAAAAUUCAAAUUUACUGAUCCUGGCCUGGGGAACCUGACCUACAGCAAUCCUUCUUACCGGACUUCCACGCAGGAAGUGAAGAUCGAAACCAUCCCCAAACCAGCCAUGUAUAAUCAACUCUGCUAUAAGAAAGAGGCUGGGCCCGAGCACAACUACACCAAGGAGAAGAUCAAAAUAGUAGAGGGGAUUUGCCUCCUGUCCGGCGGCGGUGACGAUGCCGAGUGGGACGACCUCAAGCAGUUACGAAGCUCCAGGGGGGGCCUCCUCCUCCGGGACCACGUGUGCAUGAAGACCGACACGGUGUCCAUCCAGGCCAGCUCCGGCUCCUUGGAUGAUACGGAAACGGAACAGCUGCUCCAGGAGGAGCAGUCGGAAUGCAGCAGCGUCCACACGGCGGCCACCCCGGAGAGACGGGGCUCGCUGCCGGACACGGGCUGGAAACACGAACGCAAGCUCUCCACGGAGAGCCAGGUCUAAGUGCCCAGAUCCCCCUUCCUCUGGUCCCUCUGGUCCUUCUCCCUCAAACAUAAACCACCGGCCCUAGUGCUCACUUAAACAACAGGCCCCCUCCUGCCCCUUCGGUCCUCCCUGCCUCGUCCCCGUCCCCAGCCUCCCCACUGGAGCUGUUCUCCCCAUGUCCACACCUGCCUCUGCACCAGAGAGAAUGCCUCAACAGGAGCUCUCAGAUCCAGACUCGCUUGGUCCUGGGAGCAGAGGGCGCCCUGAAGUUGGAUCUGGUCCGCCUCACUCCCCUCCCUUAACGCCUGGAGCUCAGCAUCAGAGGCCACGGCCUCAUCCAUCCUGAGAGAGGUCAAUAGAGCCGUUUCUCAGUGGGGACUUAUUCGCCCGUCAGUAGCUGGACUAAGGAGGGAGGGACUGAGGACCAAAGUGAUGGCACAGCUAUGGGUGAAGGGUGAGAAGAGAGAGGUUUGGCCCAGCUGGUAUGGGCAUCCUUCCCGGAUUUUCCCAUCUCCGUGGGACCCCAAGUCUUUUGGGAAUAUGGAAGUUUUUGAGAGGUGGGCUGGCGUGGGUGUCCGUUGCUGGCAAUGGAUGGCACACUGAGGUCCCUACAAGUCAUUGGUUAGGCCACUAGACGUCAGAAGCAAUAGGUGCUAGCUCAGUUCCGAUGGGAUAGCUGGAUCCACCCACCAUGGUUCCUCGCCCUCCUUGGAGGUCUUCGAACAGAGGCUAGAAGACCACCUCCUGCAGUUUGGGGGGAUGGUUAUUUAUGAGGGGUUGGACUCAGGGUUUCUUAGGUCCCUUCCAGCUCUGAGAUGCGAGCUUUCUAAGUCUCACACCGCCCUUCCUUCUACCAAGGUUCUGUUCUGGCUCCUCCUGCCUUUGUGGGAUUAUGGGUUCUUGUCAUGAAUUUCCUGGCCUUUUGAGAACCUUUUUAAAAGGAAACAAGCCUUGGGGCAACCUGUCAGGUCCCUGGGAUGACUUGGGUCCCCUGACCCUGCCGCGUCCAUUGAGAAGCACCAACUGGACCAAAUGCUGGUCUCCAUCCUGCACUUUAAAAGCUUCUCCAAGCAUCCUCUAGCACUCUCCAGACUCGUGGGAAUGACCAGAUCUCCAUGCAUGAUCAGGUGGAUUGAAGAGUGAGAUUUGGGCUCCCCAAAGCCUCCAGGAAGGUGCUGAGGAAGUGGAAUCUCUGACAUUCUUUCUAAAUAACACCAUGAUCUAAAUAAGCCUGUAGCUCAUUGGGAUAUUGAAAAACUUAUUACAGUUUUUCAUGUUAGAUCAAACUAGCUUAGCUGCCAUUUUAGGAGGCCAUCUUCUGACAUGCACCCAUUCUCCCAGGGGCUAUUAAUCCUCAGACUAGUGCCAAAGCAGAUGACAGGGGAGGGAUGCCAGCCUUUACCUGGCACCAUUAUCCAACACCUUUCACUUCUGUUGCUUCUUUUGGCUCUAAUCACAUGGCAUCGUGGUCCUCUGGGAGCUUCCUAGGAAGCGGGCUUUUGGGAAGGGUGAGUUUUCUUUAGUAUCUCCAGUUUGAAAUACAGGGCUGGGCUGUGAGGAUGGCUACCCUUACCACCCCUCUGGCUCUGGGACCUGCCCCCAGUUUCCGAUCUUCUGACCCUGGGAAAUGGAUCAUUGGUGGACUAAGAAGACAGACUUGGAGAAGUAGCAGGCAACGUCUCAGCUCUGUUUGGCUGGGACCAGGCAUGCAAAAGAUGCCACAGUGUUGGGAAGGAAAGGAUCAGGGAGCAGUAAGUGAGGUCCUAACAGAUCAUAUCUAAGUGCUUCCUGGUCUUUUUGCCUAGAAUGUUGUUUGGAACUUGAGUUGGGAAGUAGUUGGAUAGAAGGAGAGAAGGGAUGUUGCUGGCUAAACUUUGCUCCUGGGUCCAAUCCUAGAGCAGAAGGGAUAUUCCCAGCAGUCCUGCAGCCCAGCUGUAAAAAGGGGUUCCAUAUCUUUGGAGAGGAGCUGGCAAUUUCCCAACUUGAAACAGUUCCUGUGGCAUUUGCCCCAAACCCCUUGUCUGAUUGGUUCUUCCCCUAAUUCGCUUGAGAAAAGAGGCACCAAGUUAGGCUAAUGAAGGAGAAGUACUAGGACAAAAACCUUUCCUUGCUAAUUCUAAGAUGGCCCAAGAUAGAUCCUUAUUUCCCCAUUACUCCCUCCUCUGGCCUGUUCCAAGACUGAGGCCAGCAGGCUACAAAGGCCAGGACUGGGUAUCCUCUGAGUGCAUGGAGCGGUGUCAGGAGAGGGUGCUAAGAAAGGGCUGGAGAGCUCAGUGAUGUCACCCUUAGGAGUGAAAAAAUAAGGAACCCAGCUCUGAGAGGAAAGAAACUUCAUCAUCUGCGGGAAAGGGGAAUGAACAAACUGCUCCCCUGGAAAAGAGAAAGAUCUCGUUGCACUUGGUCUGUGCAGAAUGUAGAGAGAACAUAUUUGAUGAAUUAUCUAUUUGAGCACUGAUUUACUAUGUAAAAAGCAAAAAAAUCUCUUUGUCCUAAGCUAAUGGAAGCAAUUCUCCUGCGCUCAUGUGUAAUGGUUUUAACGUUACUCACUGGAGAGAUUGGACUUUCUGGAGUUAUUUAACCACUAUGUUCAGUAUUUUAGGAAUUUAUGAUAAUUUAAUAUAAAUUUAGCUUUUCUUAAUCA